This is a messenger RNA of Penicillium maclennaniae, 1764 nucleotides long. RefSeq names its product CocE/NonD family hydrolase. The transcript is spliced from 2 exons. Gene Ontology annotation, molecular function: dipeptidyl-peptidase activity. NCBI's taxonomy places the organism in Eukaryota, Fungi, Ascomycota, Eurotiomycetes, Eurotiales, Aspergillaceae. The coding region runs from base 1 to 1764 and encodes 587 amino acids. The record is from RefSeq and is a predicted model, not a curated record.
AUGCCCAACGAAGUCAAAGACAUCUACACCAAGGACGAAACCUCGGUCUACAUCUUUGAGCAAAAUGUCACCGUCACGCUCAAAGAUGGCUCCGGUUUAGUUCGCGCCAAUGUGUACCGACCGAAGACAACAGAAAAGGUCCCAGUUCUCGUCACCUACGGUCCCUACGGAAAGGACAUUCCCUACAAGGACUUCCAUCCGCAAAGUUUCAGUGAAGUCAACCCCGAGCAACGCUCUGAGCAUUCUGCUUGGGAGACUCCCGACCCUGCGUACUGGACUGCGCAGGGCUACGCAGUUGUGCGCGCCGAUGAGCGCGGUACAGGCCAGUCGAUGGGCAAGCUGGAUACCAUGUCACGCGGCACGAGCGAAGCGUUCUUCGAUGUUGUUGAAUGGGCUGCUGAACAGGAGUGGUCUUCUGGUAAAGUCGGACUCUUGGGAAUCAGUUACUAUGCUGGGAGUCAGUGGCGCGUUGCCGCGAGACAGCCCAAGGGUCUGGCUUGUAUAAUUCCAUGGGAGGGAAUGUCUGAUUACUACCGCGAUCGGUGCCGACAUGGUGGUAUUUUGUCGAACAAGUUUAUCAAGUUCUGGUGGGAUCGUCAGGUUGUGAGUAACCAGUAUGGAUUGGGUGGACGCGCGGCCAGGAACUGGGGUCCGGAUUCGAUUGAAGGCGAUCUGAGUGAGGAGGAACUCAUUGCCAAUCGUCAGGAUCAAACCGUUGAUAAUGUUGAGAACCGGUUCCGAGAUGAUGAGUACUAUGCUUCGAAGGAGUACAGUAUGUCGGAUAUCACCGUGCCCUUGCUGAGUGUUGCCAACUGGGGAGGAAUCCUCCUCCACCUUCGAGGCAAUGUCGAAGGAUGGACCCAAGCUGGAUCAGAGCUCAAGUACCUCCGUUUCAUCACCGGUCGCCACGACCUCCCAUUCUACUACUCCGAAGAGGUCGAGAUCCAGCGCAGCUUCCUCGAUGCCUUCCUGAAAGGCGAAGACCGCGCAGGCUGGUCAACAGGCAAGGCACCAAAAGUAGACAUUGUCCUCCGCAAAGGCGAUGUCGGUCACAACAAUGCAGCUGACGAGAAGACUUUCUCUCGCCGUAUUGAACACGAAUGGCCCAUCGCUCGCACACAGUACACAAGGUAUCACCUCACAUCAUCCCGAGAAUUGACGACCAAUGUACCAACCGAGCGACCGGUUAAAAUCACCUACGAUGCUCUCGGGGAUAUCGACCAUCCCCAACUCGUCCAAUUCACCACUCCGGCUUUUGAGAAAGAAACCGAAAUAACAGGCCACGUCGUCGCCCACCUGAACGUGUCAAUGAGUCCCCUCCCCGGCUCACCCACGCCGAAAGAUAUCGACCUCUUCCUCACACUACGCCACAUCGCACCCUCCGGGAAAGAAGUCUUCUACACCGGUACAGCUGGCGAUCCCGUUCCUCUAUGCAAGGGCUGGUUGCGUGUGUCCAUGCGCAAGACAAACCCGGAGCACCCGCGCCAUCGGCCUCAUCUCCCUCAUCGCGAUUAUCUCUCGACUGACGUGCUUCCUGUCAUUCCGGGCGAAAUCUAUCCUGUCGAUGUGGAGAUUUGGCCGACAAACGUCGUUGUUGAGAAGGGCGGGAAGAUUGUGUUGGAGGUUUCUAGUGGGGAUACCCAGGGAUGUGGACUUUUCCAGCACAAUUCGCCUGUUGAUCGGUCUGUUGAGCGGUUUCAAGGUCAAAACCAUAUCCAUUUUGGGCUUGGGGAGAACUAUGUUACGCUGCCGAUUAUUCCGUAG